Messenger RNA from Colletotrichum orchidophilum, 2262 nucleotides. Its product is annotated as actin. Gene Ontology annotation, biological process: regulation of DNA-templated transcription. The transcript has 4 exons. The record is from RefSeq and is a predicted model, not a curated record. Gene Ontology annotation, cellular component: cytoplasm; Ino80 complex. Lineage: Eukaryota; Fungi; Ascomycota; Sordariomycetes; Glomerellales; Glomerellaceae. Bases 1 to 2262 code for a protein of 753 amino acids.
AUGGCGCCCUCAGCAACGGGCGAGCUGCCUCCUCUUCCAGGACCUCCCGAGAGGACGUACCCGCCCGCAAAGAUCUUUCAAGUCAAGGAAUCCAAGUUCGAGAAGCCAAUUCCGGUGCAGCAGGAUGGACGGGAAAAGGCAUUGGCGCAGUCUUCGGGAGGCGCGGCCAUUGUAAUCGACAAUGGAUCUUCGGCGGUCCGCGCAGGGUGGUCUUUCGAAGAGAAGCCGCGGCUGAACAUCCCACCGAUCAUGGCCAAAUACCGCGACCGAAAAGCUGGAAAGACAUAUUCCUUUGCAGGCAGCGACUGCUAUGCCGACACGACAGCGAGGAGCCACAUAAGAUAUGCGCACGAGCAAGGGACGGGUAUUGUCAGCAACUGGGAUGUCAUGGAGCAUGUUCUCGAUUACAUCUUUCUCAAGCUCGGCUUGAAUGGAGAUGAUGCAUCCAUAGACAUGCCCAUCGUCAUGACGGAGGCCGUGGCCAACCUACCUUAUUCUCGGAAAUCCAUGACGGAAAUCGUCUUCGAAUGUUACGGCGCGCCGUCUCUGGCAUACGGCAUCGAUUCGCUCUUCUCCUACGCACACAACAAGGGAAACACGGGCGUCGUGGUCUCGUCAUCCUACACUUCCACACACGUGAUACCGGUCUAUAACCACAAGGCUCUUCUGAGCCAAGCCACAAGGUUGAACUGGGGAAGAUGGCAUGCGGCAGAGUAUCUUCUGAAGCUAAUCCGGCUGAAAUACCCUGCUUUCAACGGGAAGCUCAACGUGUCCCAAGCUGAACACAUGCUCCGUGAUCAUGGCUAUGUUUCAAAAGACUACCAUACAGAAGUAGGAGGCUUUUUGGACUGGACCGGCCUCGAGGAUCGGGAUAUCGUCAUCCAGUAUCCCUUUACGGAGGAGGUCAUUGUGCAAAAGACGGAAGAGGAGCUUGCUCGCAUUGCCGAGCGGAAGAAGGAGAGCGGCAGGCGGUUACAGGAACAAGCUGCAAAGAUGCGCCUCGAGAAAUUGAUGCGCAAAGAAAACGAGCUCGAGCAGUACAAGAAGCUCCAGGUCAAGCUGGAACAGCAGACCAACAAGAAGGAGGUCAGGCGACUACUCGACAGCAAUGACCUCAAAGACGAAGCGGCACUCGAACGAGCCAUCGCCACCCUCGAGAAGGCGGUCAAAAAGGCGCGCACAAAGGACGUGGGUGGCGACACCACGGAGGAGCAGCAAGAGCCAGUGUUUGACCUGCUCGAUGUACCGGACGAGGAGCUCGACGACGCCGGCAUCAAAGCCAAGCGCCAACAGAAGCUCAUGAAGUCCAACCACGACGCGCGCGCCCGCGCCAAGGCUGAAAAAGAGGCCGAAAAGGCGCGCGUCGAGGAGGAGAAGCGCCUGGACGUGGAGCGCCGCGAGAACGACCUCGACGGCUGGCUUGAGGAGAGGCGCCAGGCCCGCGAGGUGACCCUACAGAAGAUGAAGGAGCGCGAGCGCCUCAAGCAGGACCUGGGCAACCGCAAGUCGCUCGCCUCGCAGAUCCGCAUGAAGAGCAUCGCGAACCUCGCGUCCGACAACCCGACCAAGAAGCGCCGCCGCGGCGGUGACGACGACAAUUUUGGCCAAAACGACGACGACUGGGGCGUGUACCGCCAAAUCACCGUCGGUGACAACAGCGACGACGAGCAGGAAGAGGAAAACCUCGAGGCGAACCUCAAGACGUACGAGGAGGACCUCCUCCGCUACGACCCGGAUUUCACGUACGAGCACACCUACGAGGCGCAGACGGACUGGUCGACCUCCAUGCUCCACGCCUUCGCCCGAGGCCCGCGGCCCUUUGACGCCGGCUCCCAGGCCGAGCUGAACCAGAUCCACCUCAACGUUGAGCGCAUCCGCGUGCCCGAGGUCGUCUUCCAGCCGUCCAUCGCCGGCGUCGACCAGGGCGGCCUCAUCGAGAUCGUCGGGGACAUACUCAACCAGCGCCUAGGUGGGGUGCCGAACCGCGAUGACUUUUUAAAGGACGUCUUCCUCACGGGCGGCAACACGCUCUUCCAGGGCUUCGACGAGCGUCUCCGCGAGGGGUUGAGGCCGCUUCUCCCCGCCGGCGCGCCGCUCGCCAUCCGUCGCGCCGAGAACGCCCUCCUCGACGCGUGGAAGGGCGCCGCGGGUUGGGCGGGGUCAGCCGCCUGGAAGGCUGCCACUAUCACGAGGGAGGAGUACCAGGAGAAGGGUUCGGAGUAUCUCAAGGAGCACGACCUUGGCAAUACAUCAUAUGUAUGA